Molecule: messenger RNA, 1452 nt
Organism: Adineta steineri
Lineage: Eukaryota; Metazoa; Rotifera; Eurotatoria; Adinetida; Adinetidae
Source: the annotation of a GenBank genome assembly
AUGGGCAAAGAAAACAUACUUAUUAAUAUUGUUAUUAUGGGACAUGUUGAUUCCGGUAAAUCAACAUUAUCUGGUCAUUUAGUCUACAAAUGUGGCGUUAUCGAUAAGCAAACGAUCGAAAAGUUUGAAAAAGAAGCUUCCGAAAUGGGUAUGGGUUCAUUUAAAUAUGCUUGGAUUAUGAAUAAAAUGAAACCUUCACGAGAACGUGGUAUUUCUAUUGAUACAUCGCUUUGUAAAUUCGAAACAAAUGAAUAUAAUGUUACUGUCAUCGAUGCAUCAGGUUAUCGAGAUUAUAUCAAAAAUAUGAUUACAGGUAUUUCACAAGCUGAUUGUGCAGUAUUAGUUGUAUCAGCUAGUGUAGGUGAAUUCGAGGCUGGUUUUAGCAAAUACGAUCAAACACGGGAACAUGCUCUUCUUGCAUAUACAUUAGGGGCAAAACAAAUGAUUGUCAUUCUAAAUAAAAUGGAUACAACAGAACCACAAUUUUCUGAAGAAUGUUUUAAUGAAAUCAAAAGUGAAGUAUCAACAUAUAUUAAAAAAAUUGGUUAUCAACCUGAAACUGUACCUUUUAUUCUUAUCUCGGCAUGGUAUGGUGAUAAUAUAAUUACAGCAUCAGAAAAUAUGUCUUGGUAUAAAGGUUGGUCCAUUGUUCGUAAAGAAGGUAAUGCUACAGGCAAGACUUUACUUGAAGCUUUGGACGCUAUUAUUCCUCCACAACGUCCUACAGAUACACCACUUCGAUUAUCAAUUCAAGAUGUGUACAAAAUUGGCGAUAUCGAUACAGUACUUGUUGGUCGAGUUGAAACGGGUAUACUCAAACCCAGUAUGGCUGUGAAUUUUGCUCCAUCGAAUUUAACAGCAGUAGUUCGAUCCAUUGAAAUGGAUCAUACUGAACUUGAAGAUAUAUACUAUCUCAAUCUAUUCACAUAUAUUUAUUAUUUUCUUUUAUUUGUAGAAGCUCUACCCGGUUGUAAUGUUAGUUUCAAUGUUCAAGGUGUUAGUGCUAAAGAUCUUCGACGUGGUUUCGUUUGUUCUGAUUCAAAAAAUGAUCCAUCACAAGGAGCUUUAAGUUUUACAGCUCAAGUUUUUGUACUUAAUCAUCCUAGUCAAAUUAGACAAGGCUAUACACCAGUACUUGAUUGUCAUACAUCUCAUAUUGCCUGUAAAUUUGCUGAAUUGAUCUCAAAGAUUGAUCGCCGAUCGGGUCAAGUUCUCGAAGAAGCUCCAAAAUGCCUUAAAUCAGGUGAAUCUGGUAUAGUUAAAUUAAUUCCAACAAAACCAAUGCGUGUUGAAAAAUAUGUUGAUUAUCCACCAUUGGUUCAUUUUAUUGUUCGAGAUAUGUGUCAAACUGUAGCUGUUGGUGUUAUUAAAGAUGUUGAAAAGAAAACAUCUUCAUUUGACAAAAUCGUUAAAAUGACUAAUUCUAUUGCUAUGCAAAAAGACAAGAAAUAG